AUGAGUGAGGGGUCUGGGUUAGGGGAAGAUAACUUUGGAGAGACAUGCUUGGGGAGCAAAACACAUGACCUAGAGCAGAAUGGUGGCAGGGAUUCUGUGAUUUCCAGUCGUGCAGAUUUGGCAGUGCGUCCGCAGAACUAUGGCAGUUUGGUACAAGAGAAGUCACCGCCCAGUCAUCGUAUAACUUCAUGCUUUGUUGUGUGGCUGACUUUCCUGGCUGCAUGUGGAAGUUUCCUGUUUGGCUAUGACACAGGUAUUGUGUCAGGUGCCAUGUUGUACCUUCGGGAGGAAUUUGAACUAACGGAUAUCCAACAGGAGGCAGUCAUCAGCGUUACCAUUGCAGCUGCAGCAGUUUUCUCCCUUAUUGGUGGCAUGCUGAAUCACACUAUUGGACGCAAGCGUACCAUAAUUAUCGCAAGUAUUGCCUUCACCAUAGGGGCGCUUGUUCUUGGGUUUGCCUUGAACUUGGCGAUGCUUAUAAUUGGACGUCUGGUCGUUGGAAUUGGUAUAGGGUUGUCAUCAACGACUGUUCCAGUGUAUGUCGCAGAAUGCUCGCCACCAUGGAAUAGAGGCAGGCUUGUCACAGUCCAUCAGUUUAUGAUCACCAUUGGAAUGUUCAGUGCAAACGUAUUUGCUGGGGCAUUCAGCUACAUUCCCAACGGGUGGAGGUAUAUGCUUGGUUUGGCAGGGGUUCCAUCUGCCUUUCAGCUGAUUGGCUUUCUGUUCAUGCCAGAAAGUCCUCGCUGGCUUGUAAGUGCAGGAAGGUUAAAAGAUGCUGAGUUCGUUCUUAAGAAAAUCCGGGGCUAUGAAAAGUUUCUGAGGAGUUCGCAGCCAUUGAAAAACACCUGUAUCUUGGGAAGAAUGUUUAGGAGUAAGACUGUAAGAAGAGCUCUUUUCAUUGGAUGUGGACUUCAAAUGUUUCAGCAGAUUGCAGGGAUAAACACAGUUAUGUAUUACACAGCAACCAUAAUGAAGAUGGCAGGUGUCUGGGAGAACAGCCUAGCUAUUUGGUUGUCUUGUGUUGUAUCAGGCUUCAAUGUACUAUUUACAAUAGUGGCUCUGUUUCUUAUCGAUAGAGUGGGGAGAAAACCAUUAGUUGUCGUUAGCUUUAUAGGUGUUCUAGUUAGCCUGAUAGUAUUGGCCACAGGGUUUCAGCUGGCAGCUGUUCACUCACCUGCAGUAACAAAGGAAACAUCCAGUCAAGAAUGCUUAAAGUAUAGUGACUGUGACCAGUGCAACGCCUCUCCAAACUGUGGGUUCUGUUUCAAUGAUCAGAACGGUACAUUCACAAACGGCUCUUGUCUGGUCACCGCAGGGGCGUACAAAGAGAACUCUGUAGCUGGCCCCUGCAGUGCAGAACAACAAACAACUCUGAGCUCCAUCUGGGCUUAUGAUUUCUGUCCAUCUAAUUAUGCGUGGAUCACCUUUUUGGGAAUGAUCAUGUACAUAGUGUCCUUUGCUCCAGGUCUGGCGCCUGUUCCGUGGACAAUGAACUCUGAGAUUUACCCGUUGUGGGCGAGAAGUGCAGGAAAUGCGUUGGCCACGGCAACAAACUGGACCUUCAAUCUCGUCAUUGCCAUGACAUUCCUCACCUUAACAACGACUUUAACUAAAUAUGGUACCUAUUGGUUGUAUUCUGGGUUAGCUGUGGUGGGUAUUCUCUUUGUGAUAUGGUUUGUCCCGGAAACCAAGGGUAGGUCACUGGAGGAGAUGGAAAAAGUGCUGUCACAACCAUGGCUUGUUUGUCCUUGGUAGAUAUUAUUAAACAUCAUCAGUAUAAUGUCGUCAUGGAAAAUGCCUUCCGAUCCUUAAAAAUUAUCUUAUGAAUUUGAUAUUCUCAGGUCUGAUAUUUAUAUGCAAGAAUAUUUACUAAAUUACAUAUUCUGUAAAGAAUGUACAUACCGGUAUUACACCUUUAUGUGAAAGACCAACACACAAGAAUUAUCUGUGAUGUUAUUGGCUCUGGUAUUUGCAGUGAAAUGCAUGUGCAGGUGCUUAAUUGGUGCAUUUGCAUAAAACCACAUAUCAAAUCUCUUACAGUUUGCCUGUAACUUUGUUACUAUGUUUAUAUGGCUUCAAGUGAACAGUUUAUAAGUCAUAAAUUUGAUCAAAGUCAUGCUAACUGCCUCUGACUCUGCGUUAACCCCUCAAUAGGGAUUUUCGAGUUUGAACUUUUUUAUUGCUGAAGUAAAAGAAGUCACCCUGUAACAUAAGUCUGGUUCCCUGACGUACUCUGUGUACCUUGAAUGUGAUGUUAGGUACAUUACAAAGCUAUCUGACCUAUGUUUGGUCAUUUAUAUAUAGUAACACAUUCACAGAGGGAAAAGCCUAUCAACUAAUACCCUGCAAAGUUAAGCUGGUUUAACUUGCGAUAGUGGCUUUGAGCCAGUUUGACGUCGCCUGUGUGAACGCAAACUGGGGGCAUUUACUCCGGUUUAUUUGCCCCAGCUAUCGAUGUUGUUUUAAGCCAGUUUCAGGGCUUGAGCAGGGUUAUCUGCGUCAUGUGAACGAAACGGUAACUGUAUUAAAUGCCCGGCUACAUGGAGGUCAGGAUGAUGUCGUAAUGACUAAACCGGCUGAAAUGUGACCAUGUGAAUGGACAAAUCCCUGAACUGGUUUAAAACAGGCUUGGCCACAUGGUCGUGUGAACACAAGCAUUUUUUUUACAACUGGCUUCGAUUUAUACUAGUUCAAAUUUGAUCUGGUUUCUAUUUUUGCCACGUGAACAGGUAAUAGUAUGGCUACAAUGGGAUUGUUGUGAUUCCCCAACAUUAGGAUUUGACAUCACAAUGUACAACACCACUGUGGUGUCACAAAACUAUGCACAGAUAGAACAGAAGCAAGUCUUGUGUUGCACGACACAGCAUGUUGUGUUAUGCAGUUUCACCUGUGACAUAUUUGAUCUACCCACUGUGACAUUAGCAGUGUUGACGCUGCAGUGGAAUGUCCAGUGUAACUGAAAUGAUGUAAUACAUCCCACUUCCGACUUCUGCCAGUAUCCCAUUUAUACUGUGUCUACCCCUACAUCUGCAGUGAUUAGGGCCAUCUAAUGUCAGUGGGAGGGAACCAGCCAGCCUAUAUCGAGCAACCAGCAACUAUUUUACCUUAGAUACAAAAGAGUUUCAUCUCAAAAUGGCUCUGGCAAUAUUCUACAGAAAUAUUACAAAGCGGGCUUUUAAUGUGCUCUAGAAAAUAGUGGGUUAGAAAGUACUCUGACAAAAUCAGUGUAGUAGUCUUAAAUUUUAUGAUUUUAUUUUAAGUAAAUAAUAUACUACUUCAAUGAUUAACUUUUCUGUGCGUUUGGGAAUAUAUUCUAUAUUAGUUAGUUUAUGGUCAGUUGAAUCAAGACUUGUAUAUGUGUAAUAAUAGCUGUGAUAAUAGCUGUGAUACUGUUAAUGAAAUGACUUAUUCAUGCAGAUCACAUCAUGGAUAGGGGUCUACAUGUUUAGAUAAAUGAUAAUAGUUUAUAUUGACUUUAGGAGCUUUAUGUAUUUAUCUUCUGACAUACGUUUAAGUUGUAUUUAAACAGACAAAGUUGAGCAAUUCUACAUGUAUCUUAUAAGUAGUAGACUUUAAACUAUGUCAAUGUGCCAAGGACAGCCUGUGGCUUUUGUGUAUAAGAUCUAGCUCUCUUCAUUCCAUAAACUUGACCAAUGGCAUGUAAGUCAAAUUUUAAAUUUGAAUCCAAUUCAUAUCCUUAAUCAAAAAAAAAAAAGAAGAUAAUAAUUAAUAUGGUGUAUUUUAACUCUCAUGCUGCCAGUUGUUUUCACGUAUAUGGUUUUAAUUGUUCUGUGGGAAAAUGAUCUAUACUAUUGUUUCAUGUCUGUCUAAUUGUGUAAGAAAAACUUGCUCAUGAGCAAUCAGUAAAAUACAUGUAGCCUUUCUAAUGUUGAUUAUAGAUGUUUUUAAUAUUUCCACAGUCUCAAAGGCUCUCCAAUGUGUACAUUGUAUCUUUAUUUCAACAGUUUAAAUAUGAAACUAGUUUUGUAUUCUGAUUACAUGUUGCUUUUAUUCAGGUGUCCUUCAAUCUUGUUGCUAAAUCCUUAAUCUCCUCCACAUAUUUCAAGUGCAAUAUAAUAUUGUAAACUUUGUGAAAAGUUGAAGUUGGGAAAGAUAUGAUAAUUU
Molecule: messenger RNA, 4125 nt
Organism: Liolophura sinensis
Lineage: Eukaryota; Metazoa; Mollusca; Polyplacophora; Chitonida; Chitonidae
Product: proton myo-inositol cotransporter-like
Exons: 10
Coding region: 1-1755 (584 amino acids)
Biological process (GO): transmembrane transport; myo-inositol transport
Cellular component (GO): apical plasma membrane
Molecular function (GO): myo-inositol:proton symporter activity
Source: RefSeq, a predicted model, not a curated record